AUGGUUAGAAAUAGUGACCAAUUGAGUCCAACGGCAACCGGCUAUUGCGGUGAUCCGGGAAAGCCGUCCAAAUCGGAACUGACGCCAACACAGACUAUCUAUAGUGAAGGCGAAACAGUAGUCUAUAAAUGUUUAGAUUAUAUAUCAUUAAAACAAUACAGAAAGUGUGUUAAAGGGAAAUGGAUGGGAAAACAUGCCGUCUGUGGAAAGGCGUUCAACGACAAGGAUGUGGUGAUCGCCAAAGUAUACAAUAAAGAGACUAAUAAGUUGAUCCACGAGUACAACACUACAGCAUUGCUUCCGUGGACCAAAUUUGGCAAUUCAUUUAUUGCCGAACGAUAUAAUCAGCCGUUGCGGGCCUACGGAGCCAACAACUACCGAAUCGAGCUAUACUUGGAAUCGAAAGCAAUGAUACAAUUAGUUCGCAUCAGUCUAUCGGUAGUCAACCGGUUGGUCGACAAUCGGAUAAAGAGUGCCAAAUGGAAUAUAACCAAUGUUCGGGUCAGUCCCUAUCGGAACUGUCUGCUCGACAGUCAUACCUCAGUGAGUCCGUGGGCUUUCAAUUCAACCCGAUUUGACUUUUGGUUUUCAUGCGAAUCGCCAAACACUGAGUCGUUCGAGAAAGAAAUUACCGAUAAGUCGAAUUUGGUUGUAAUUGAAACUAAAUCGGAUGACAUACUGGCCAUGGAUUUGGCCACAUUUAUACUGGCCGAACAGUAUACCAACGAUGGCAAUCCACGGGAACCGGUGUGCGGACUACCGGAAAUACCGAUAGAUAUGAACGCACAUGUUAUCAAUCAUCACGCGAGGUAUGCGCUCAAAUGUGCGCCCGGUUUUACGCCGAUGGACGGCACCGGCAGUAAUGGUGAAACACACGCCAUAUUUUGCGAUAGAGAUAUGAAAUGGACGGGAAGUCUGCCAGAGUGUAUGCCACAGAAGACGUGCCAAAAGUUUGAAUUAAGCGAAAAACAUUUGACAGAAGUCUAUCUCUACGAUAGAGUCUAUUAUUCUAACGACAGCCUAUGGUUUGCCAUCGAAGGCACGAAAGCCCACUUCAGAUGCAAAAAUGAAAUCCAGAUAUUUAUUGGCAAAGAUGUCAGAGUUUGUGGUAAAGAUGGCCAAUGGAGUGAUAGUAUGCCCACCUGUUUGGACACUGAAAAAGGAAUUGAAUCCAAACUAAAUUUGACGACAAUAUCCAUAAUAAUAAUGUUGACACUGAUUGUGACAUUCAGUUUGUCUGCACUACUGGUAUAUUGUGUUUUAAGAGCGAAACGAAUGCAGAGGAAUGGUAUCAAUGGCAAGGGUUUGAGAGAGUCAAACAUUUAUGAUAAUUAUGAGACACAAGGCUUAGGAUCGUACGGUAUGUGCAAAGAUACGGAUGAAAUGUAUGAAAUGGUAGACGAAGAACGGUAUGCGGAUAAUAGACAAUUCAAGAGACAGUCGACUACUCAACAACCAUUUUAUACGCCUAUGACUGGCGGUCCCUAUAAAACCAAUUAUAACGAUAAAAAUAUUUACGACGACUGUGUCGAUGAUUAUGGCCAACAAAAUCAAUCGCAAAGUUCAGCUCCCAUUCAAUAUGAGGACUCGUAUGUAGUCAUGAAAAUGUAUUAA
Molecule: messenger RNA, 1614 nt
Organism: Oppia nitens
Lineage: Eukaryota; Metazoa; Arthropoda; Arachnida; Sarcoptiformes; Oppiidae
Exons: 3
Coding region: 1-1614 (537 amino acids)
Source: RefSeq, a predicted model, not a curated record